Molecule: messenger RNA, 900 nt
Organism: Oppiella nova
Lineage: Eukaryota; Metazoa; Arthropoda; Arachnida; Sarcoptiformes; Oppiidae
Source: the annotation of a GenBank genome assembly
AUGCUAUUUGUCACAAACAAUGACACAGUCUAUGGAUUGGGUGCUAAUAGUUAUGGAUAUCUGGGUUUUGGUCAUGACAUGGAUGUAAAAACACCACUAAUUAUACGGGAAUUGUGUGGACAACGGAUCCAACAGUUUAUCACUGGAUAUGACUUUGUGUUGGCUAUGAAUGAAGACAACCAUGUGUUCAGUUGGGGACACAAUGAUAGAGGACAGUGUGCUAGAGAUGUGACACCAAUUGGUGUGUACUUAAAACCACAACUAAUAUCACAAUUAAAUGACAAGAAUAUCGCAUAUUUUUGUUGUGGUGCUUGGCAUUCCCUGGCGAUCACGACCGAUGGAAAGGCGUACGGGUGGGGCUACAAUAUUUGGGGACAAAUAGGAUCUGAAUGGCAACGAAUUGUAACAAAAUUGGGACAUAAUUGGCAUGAAAACCAUUACAAAAGUCUGUUCAUUGAGUUGUCGGCCAUCGGUUCCGGAGACUUUUCUGAGGAAUACUUACAACGAGUCUAUAAUGAAGUGAAAACAUUAGGAAAACUAAGUCCAGAAUAUUGUGUUCAGUAUUACAACUCAUGGCCUGAAGACAAACACCUCUACAUUAAGAUGGAGUUCUGUUCACAGAAUCUGCGGAAUAUUCUUGAAGUGAAACCACAAGUAUUUGGUCGACAAUUAGGGGAAGCCAUGGAUUGUGUCGAGAACGGUAGAUUUGUUAAGUUAUGCGACUUUGGUAUGGCUGUCGAGCAUUUGUUAGCUAAUGAGAGUCACUCAAAAGGUGCCAUCCCUAAGAGGAUGUCGAGUAGUAUAUCACGUAAUACUGAGUCUAAUGUCUCGACCGGAUAUAUAAGUAGUAUUCGCGAAAAAUUUGAAAAGUUGUUCCAAAACCGCAAAACUGAGAAAUAA